Messenger RNA from Lycium ferocissimum, 988 nucleotides. RefSeq lists its product as uncharacterized. Bases 595 to 864 code for a protein of 89 amino acids. NCBI's taxonomy places the organism in Eukaryota, Viridiplantae, Streptophyta, Magnoliopsida, Solanales, Solanaceae. The transcript has a single exon. The record is from RefSeq and is a predicted model, not a curated record.
GUAUACAUAUAACAACGUUACGUUUUUCAACCGUGCUUUGAAACAAGUAACUCCAACAUUUAUGUGGUUUCAUUUUCAAGAUUUCUCCCAUGGUUUAGGCUCUAGUGGGUUUUCUUUAAUUUAAACCCAAUCCAUGUGCAUCUAUCAUAUUGUUCAUGUAUUUUGGCAUUGGCAUUAUGCACAUCAAAACACGUUAUUGUUCUACUCGUCUCCAAUAAUUCAAACACUAUUCUAAUUCAAUAUGCUCCUUUAACUAGCCGACUCUCUUCCACUAUCAAGUUGUAAUACCAACUACACCCUCUAAAUUUUCCUCAUGAAAAGUCAUAUGCAAGGGCAGAAAUGUACAUCCACAGUCACACUCAUAACUGAAAUUUCAGAAAACCAUGCUCCAAAACCACAGGAAAUAAAACCAAAAGCCUCUAAUUUUAUUUAGCCACUUACCUAUAUAUUCAGAAGCAGCAAAUUCCUGGGAAUUCAAUUCAACCAACACAAUAUUCAAGUCUUUGCAAAAGCACUAGCCUUCUUAAAGCAAAUUAAACCUUGAUAAAAAACAGCCAAGUUUUUUCAAGAAUCAAAGAUCAUAUUAGAAAAAAAAUGAGUUCAACAAGCAGGGCAUGGGUUGCAGCAGUGAGCGUGGGAGUAGUAGAGGCAUUGAAAGAUCAAGGACUUUGUAGGUGGAACUAUACCAUAAAAACAAUACAUCAACAUGCCAAGAACAAUAUAAGGUCAUAUUCACAGGCCAAGAAGUUCUCUUCUCAGUCUUCUUCUUUGGUUUCUGCAAACAAAGAAUUGAAGGAGAAAGUGAAGCAAUCUGAAGAGUCUUUAAGGAAAGUCAUGUACUUGAGCUGUUGGGGUCCCAAUUAAAUCCUAACAGUUAAUAUAAGUGUUAUUACUGUAACUUUAUCUUUAGGCUAAAUUGCCUAGUACAUAGUAUAUAAAUUAAUGGAAAGAAAUAUUAGUGCAAUUCUGAUAUCUAGAGUCAAUUCUU